Molecule: messenger RNA, 2589 nt
Organism: Stegodyphus dumicola
Lineage: Eukaryota; Metazoa; Arthropoda; Arachnida; Araneae; Eresidae
Source: RefSeq, a predicted model, not a curated record
UAUCGAAGCUGCGUAGUUUAAUUUUAUCUGAUGCUUAAUACGUAUGUGCGGUUUGCAUUAAAAUUGUUUUUUAAAUAUCUUGUAAAUGAAAUAAUUUUUCUUCAAAACUUUUAAGUAAAUAUGGAACCGGACGUACCAAAAGAUCGUCCUGAAAGCCCAAAAAAGAAGAUAAAACCUAGUUCGUCUGUAGAUAAUGAUGUUAUGUCUACUGACGGUUUGGACCGCCAAAUUAGCAUACAAAAUGCGGGUAAUGAAAACACCAGUGAAGUAAAUGGCUUAGCUCCAACGAGGUCAGGAAGGAAGCUUGCAGCUGACUCCACCAGUGAAUCUGUUACCGUAAGUAGCAACAGUAAUAAUAAUAAUGAAAGUCAAAGCAUCCAAGAAGAUGUGGUUUCCAGCUCUGAAAAUAUGACAUCAUCAUCAACUAAGAUGACAGAUGCAGAAUGUGACGGAAUUGCAGAUUCACGGUCUAAAAAGCUAGAUCAAACACUAUCUCAUGAUGGCGAAGAGCAAAAUGAUGAGUGAUGUUUAAGUUAAGAUAUAAUUCAUAUUUUUAAUAUGAAUAUAUUUUAAAUAAAAAAUCACGGCCUGUUUUUUUGUGAUAUUUUUAUGUACUGAAUUUCUGUAAAAUCUCUCAUUUUAAAAUGUGAAAUAUAUAUAAAUAGAUUUAUAUAUUCUCUUUUUAUAUUUUUAAAGCAUAUUUUAAGUUUUCUAUAUAAAUAUAAUGUUAAAGUUCUUGUUCCAUGCACAAUGUGUUCAGUGUUAAGUGAAGAGUGAAAUAUAACAGUAAUUUUCAAAGCUCUGAAGUUCAUAAGUUAGUAAUGUACUUAUUAUAAAAAUGUACUUAAAAUUAGCUAAUGAACUGAUGAUUAGUUAAUGAGCUAUGUACUUAAGUAAAGUUAUUAUUGCUGUAUUAAUAUAGAAAUGUUUUGAAUGAAAAUGCACUUUCCCCCCUUGCCAAAUUUUUACAUUGCUGGAUUUUCAUGCUUAGAAUUAACCUGGCAUAUUUUAUUAUUAAAAAACAUCAAACUGAAGUAUUGCAUCUGAUUAUUUGUUAUAUUUAUGAAAUAUUGCAGCUUCACAAUUUAAUUUUAAUAGUUAAGGAUUAUAGCUCUCUGCCAUAAAAACUAAAAUUUUGCCUGAUUUUGGGUUUAAGAAACAUUGGAAUUGUUAAACAUAGAAUACUAUUUUUAGAAACUUUUUAUUUGAAAACAACCCAUUCAGACACAUUUAGGAACUUAGCAGAUAUUUCUUUUGGAACAAGUUAUAUAAGAUGUGCCUUAAAAGAGAAAUUAAUGAUAGCAAAUAUGAAAUAUAUGUUAUUAGAUUUUAAUAUUUAUUGUUUCAUAAAUAAUUGCUUGGAGUUUUUUAUUAGUUAUAUUCAGGGGUCUACAAAUUUUAUAUGCUUAAAAUUGUCACCAAGUGAUUAAAUUUUUUUUAAUAAUGCUUGUUAUUUUGUUGUAGGGUUUUAUUUGUAGGUAUAGUUUGAAAUUUAGAACCAACAUGUCAUGCUUACAGUAAUGAUUAUUUGACAUUCUGUAUCAUUUGUAGAUGUAAGAGUGAAAGAGGAAUAUAAUUGAUCUAGGAAAUUUAAAAGAUUUAAAUAUUUAUUUUUUGUUUAUAUCAUAAAAUACUAUUUCAAAUUUAGAAUGUAUUAGCGAGCAGACAUUAUUCAGUUUAAUACCUAUUUGUCAUGAAAUAUGAAAUAUGCUUUAUUUGUUCUUAUUUCACAUACAUGUGUUAAGAUCGAUAAAAAGUAAAUUGCUGAUUCAAAUAAAUUAGAUAACUGCUGGUUGUUAUUAUUGCAACUAAACUAAUUUGCUUUUAAAACAUUAAAUGUAUGCAUUUAUGUUGUAAGUAAAAUUAUGAUUGGAUUAAUGAGUGCAUUAAAAUUUUGCAUCCAUUCAGAUAUUCUACAUCUGUAUUUUUAGUAUCAAUGCAUAUUUACUGAAUGUUCUAGUUUUAAAAAUAUGAAGCAUUAAGUAAACUGAAAUCUUAACUGUGCAUUUUAUUUUAAACAUGAGCACUCAAGUUUUUUAAAGCUUAGCUUGUUCAUAAUGUAAUAAUUUAGGAUUGUUUUAUCAGGCUUUCACUGUCUCUGAUAAAAUUACUUUUACUAUUUUGUAGAUGUAUUAUAUGUUACUUCAAAAAGGUAUGAAAAGUUUGUAGACCCCUAGUUGUGUAUAAAAGUGUUGCAUUUUGUGAGAAAAAUUCAAGCUAUUUUAUUGAUAUCUGAUCUGUCUUUUUUUUUUUUUUUUUUAAUGAAUCAUUUAUAAAAUGUGUGCACAUUUGUUGCCACAGUUUAAUGCAUUGUGCUUAUUUUUUACUUAUUUAUAUUUUAUGUUUUUAUAAUAUUCUGAACAAAAUAUAAAAUUUUUAAGUUGUUUCUCUAGAUAUAUUUACUUUUAAAUAAUAAGUUUUAAUCUGUUUAUUUUAUAUGAAAUUUUAUAUAUUUCUUAUAUUGAUAUAAUUCAUAUUUAAUAGAUUGUGCCACAUUUUUGAAAGGUGAAUGUAUUCUUGGAAAAAUAUCACAGUAUUACAUUUUAUCUUGUAUAAUAUUUUUGAAUAAACCAGUUUUAACAAUUGAAA